This is a messenger RNA of Priapulus caudatus, 632 nucleotides long. RefSeq lists its product as uncharacterized. The coding region runs from base 84 to 632 and encodes 182 amino acids. The transcript is spliced from 2 exons. Lineage: Eukaryota; Metazoa; Priapulida; Priapulimorpha; Priapulimorphida; Priapulidae. The record is from RefSeq and is a predicted model, not a curated record.
AACUCAACAAAUCUGCGUCUUCAGCCCGCUAUUUGGAUCUAACUACGAGCCAUACGGUGUGUUGGACCGAUAUCACCCAACGCAUGGAUCGCCGUUCAACGCGAACCCUGGCGAUCCUGCAUACCCUGCGACACAUCGUCUACCCUACGUACCUAGCGGUCAUAGUGGAUCAAGAGCUUAUCAAGACAAUGCAUUUAGAGGAAGUAGACACCUGGGCAGAUACAGAGGAGGUCGAUAUGGAAGAGAUGGAGACGGAAGCGGUGGAUACGGAGGAGGCGGAUACGGAGGAGGUAGAUACGGAGGAGGCGAAUACGGAGGAGGUGGCUACGGAGGAGGUGGAAACGGAGGAGGCAGAUACGGAGGAGGUGGAUAUGGUGGGACUGGGGGCGGAAAUAGUGGAUACACAGAAGUUGGUAGCGAUGCACGUGGUUAUAAUCCUAUUCUAUUAUACUGCGCAACUCCAGUACAACCCAAACCAUCCCAGCCCACAUUCACUAUCGGUACAGGAUAGUCCUACGGGUCGCUGGUCCUACGGGUCGUUGGGCCUACGGGAUUGGACCCGGACCACCUGGACAAAUAGGACCCAGACCACCUGGAAACGUUUGAAAAAUGGGAGCUUGAAAAUGUGCUAA